AUGUAUUUAUUACCUUCUCUGCUCGCUGUAUCACUGCUCCAACAGGCGGCCGCCCAGCUGCACAGUGCCAUUUCCACAGGGCCACACCGGUCUUCCCACGGCCUGAAAAAGCAAACAAAAUACGAAACAGCAGACAGCGCCGGGAGACCCAGCGUUGAGAGUGUAACGGAGGCUGUGGUGUCCGCUGUACUGGAGCUUGCAAUGAAAGGAGCAGCAAGGAACGCGCCCACGGCCUUUUCUUCGCCUACACAGGCCUCUCAGGAUGCGUUUGCUUGGUCCUGGCCCUCCAAAACGGCGCAAACACACGCGUUAAGGAGAGAAGGGACCCUGGGUCUUUCCGACGCUACCAGCAGUAGAGCUGCACUAAUCCUCAGCGAGUUGCAGCUGUAUGCACGGGCACUCCAUAGACAUGCAUUUAGCCCUUUGCAUCUCUUCGGAGCUGGACCUCAGGGGUACCCAGGUUCCGGGCUGCUCAAGGAAGGUGCUUAUACUCCAACGAUAACCAAACCCCCCCUGAAAAGCGUCAGCGAACAACGUGCAGGCAGGCGUAGUGGUGGACAAACAAAGCAGAAAGCCCAGAAACAGCAUUCCUUGUCCCACGCUGUGGAGUCAGAGGAAAGGAGUCCUGGCUGUGCCAGUUUACUAAAGUCCUUAGGGCAGGUGCAUGCGGAAUUGGGGGCAGCAACAGGCGCCUUAUGUGCCAUUGAGUGGGAUCAACAACAGUACCUCCCUCUUACAUUGGAGCCUGGCAGUCUGGGGGCCUCCCAGGAGGUUGGUGGGAAGCCACGGAAGCAGCAGAGGCAACAGCCAUCUGCGCCUGUGGCUAAGAGAGGGCACAGAGCAGGUGACCUGCACCAUCUCUCUCCUGCUAAGCUCUGCACAGAACAGGAAUAUACACAAGCCCAGGAGCAUCAGAAGCAACGCCAGAAAGAAGAGCAACAACAGGGACGGCGUCGCGCACGGGAUCACUCCCAGCCACCUCGUACUGGCGCAGCCUCAACAGCACUGGCAAACCAGGAGGUAGACUUUCGAGGAACAGCUCAGUGUGGCAGCAGCUGUGCCCGCCGCUCUGCGAGUCUGCCCACAUGGGUGAGGGCGAGUCCGUUUAAUCCAAACAGGGGGCCUACAGCAUCGGAGGUAGCAGCCGUCCCAGCGGUUACCACAGCCACUGCCAAGACACGAUCGGAUAACUCGGCCACAGAUGGAAUUGCCGCUGCUGCAGUCUUAGUAAAUGAUCCCUGGACACACACAUGCUUAUCUACAGCAACAUCCCAGGUCUUUCCCGCAGCUACCGCUGGUGAAGGCGGUUCCAUUCCGAUGGAGUCUGAGGACCCCGCGGCGAAAGGCCUAGGAGCAGCAGCUGGCGAGGUAGUAGCUACUUCCAGAAGGAGACCGCCAUACUUGCAAAGAAUGCACUUUUGCGUGGAGAGACUCCAGCCGAGCAGCGGCUGCUCGCGGCUACCGGAACAAGACUGGCAGCGACAGCUGCUUCAGUAUAUGCAACAGCAGCUUGAACUACUACAAGAGCAGCAGCAAAGCCAGCAAGCCAUCUUACGUCAACAUUUUCUGCUGCAGCAGCAAUUGCAGCAGCCUGUCGACGCCAUAAAGAAUCAGCAAAAAGCGUCAGAUGGUGCAUCUGGUGGCGCGGUAGAAAGUGACCUUAGACAGCAACAAAUAAAACAGCAGCAGACUCAGCCGCUGCACAGCGAAGGGGCUUCCAUGACUCCCAAAGGGAGUCCAAAAGCUGCGUGCUACUCGACAGCUCAGACAGAAAAACCACAGCAGCAGAAAUGGAAGGACAUAGAAGCUGCUGCUGAUGGGUCCUGGCAGAAGGCGACGGGGUUUUCCCCACAGAGCGGUGCACAGCGUCGCGUUCAGCACGCCGGGGAGGCCAGCAGAGCAGCCUUACCACAAGCGCGGUGGACAGCUCCAGUAUGUACAGCGGACUGCCAGCACACGAGUCGCAAAUGUGCAGCCUGUCACCCAGAAGAAAACACUGCCGGUCAGUGCUUCGGCGUUGGCGGCAGCAAAGUUCGAUCGUCCGCAAGCCCGAGUUCUCGUCAGGAACAGAGGCAGCGGCCGAAACAAAAGUCGAAGGAGCAGCAAGAACCCCAGCUAUUGGUGCUGGCUCUGCCGUGUAGCGCUGGGAAAGAAGUUUUGGUGUGUAGCCCGGCGUCGGACGGGGAACGGGGGAGGCUGCACAUAUCAGAACAGCAGCAAAGAUCUUUGAUGCAGCUGAUAAGGGGCCGCAUGAAUGGCAACUGGAAGCUGGUUGAAGAAAGUGCUAGCGAUACAACACCUUGGGGUAGUACUUUCCGGAGUUCUCAUAAGCAGCCCAAGACGAGUGCUUCGGAAGGCGGAGGCAAACAGCACGUGCUCAAGCGAUUGCAGCAGCUCAGCGGGGGAGCGGGCCAGCGGCAAGCCGCUACAGCAACGUAG
Messenger RNA from Cyclospora cayetanensis, 2439 nucleotides. RefSeq lists its product as uncharacterized. The record is from RefSeq and is a predicted model, not a curated record. Bases 1 to 2439 code for a protein of 812 amino acids. The transcript is spliced from 4 exons. Lineage: Eukaryota; Apicomplexa; Conoidasida; Eucoccidiorida; Eimeriidae.